CGGGCGGGAGGGAGGGAUCAUGGCGGCGCCGGGAGAAGCGCUGAGGGCGGCGAUGGCCGCGGUGCUGCUGCUGGGCUGGGGCGCGCACGGGCUCUACUUCCACAUCGGAGAGACCGAGAAGCGCUGCUUCAUCGAGGAGAUCCCCGACGAGACCAUGGUCAUCGGCAAUUACCGGACGCAGCUGUGGGACAAACAGUCCGAGGCUUUCCUGCCCUCCACGCCCGGCCUGGGCAUGCACGUGGAGGUCAAGGACCCCGACGGAAAGGUGGUGCUGUCGCGGCAGUACGGCUCCGAGGGUCGCUUCACGUUCACGUCGCACACGCCGGGCGAGCACCAGAUCUGCCUGCACUCCAACUCCACCCGCAUGGCGCUGUUCGCCGGCGGCAAGCUGCGGGUGCACCUGGACAUCCAGGUGGGCGAGCACACCAACAACUACCCCGAGAUCGCCGCCAAGGACAAGCUGACCGAGCUGCAGCUCCGCGCGCGCCAGCUGCUCGACCAGGUGGAGCAGAUCCAGAAGGAGCAGAACUACCAGCGGUACCGCGAGGAGCGGUUCCGCAUGACGAGCGAGAGCACCAACCAGCGCGUGCUCUGGUGGUCCAUCGCCCAGACCGUCAUCCUCAUCCUCACCGGCCUCUGGCAGAUGCGGCACCUCAAGAGCUUCUUCGAGGCCAAGAAACUCGUCUAGCCCCCCAAAACCCCCUCGGGGGGCACCCCCAAAUCCAUUCCCACCUGUGGGGGUGCCCCAAAAUCCCGCCCAACCCUUCAGAACAACCCAAAAUCCAGCCCAGCCCCCCAAAAAACAACCCAAAAUCCAGCCCAGCCCCCCAAAAGACACCCCAAAACUCAGCCUCAUCCUGGGGUGGGUACCCCAAAAUCCACCCCAAAAACAACCCAAAACUCAUCCCAACCCCCCCAAAUGUCACCCCAAAAUCCAUCCCGAAACUCAUCCUAACCCCAAAAAACACCCCAAAACUCAUCCCAACCCCCCCAAAUCUCACCCCAAAAUCCAUUCGGACCUGGGGGGUGCCCCAAAAGUCAUCUCAACCCCAAAAAACACCCCAAAACUCAUCCCAACCCCCAAAAAAACACCCCAAAACUCAUCCCAACCCCCGAAAGUCACCCCAAAGUCCAUUCCAAGCUGGAGGGUUCCCCCCAAAAUCCACCCCAACCCCACCCAAAAUAACCCAAAACUCACCCUCAGCCCUUGGAUCCCCAAAAUCCAUCCCACCCACUUUGGGGUGCUGUGGGGGGACCCCCAAACCUCUCCCCCGCAUUUUGGGGUUUUUGGGGAGGGUCCCCCUUCCCCCCCUGCAGAUUUUGGGGUGCCCCUCCUGCCAUGGGGUGUUUUUUUUGGGGAGGAUGAAAUAAAGGUUUUUUUAUUCCA
Messenger RNA from Vidua macroura (Pin-tailed whydah), 1387 nucleotides. RefSeq names its product transmembrane p24 trafficking protein 4 (gene TMED4). Gene Ontology annotation, cellular component: COPII-coated ER to Golgi transport vesicle; endoplasmic reticulum; endoplasmic reticulum-Golgi intermediate compartment. The coding region runs from base 20 to 688 and encodes 222 amino acids. The record is from RefSeq and is a predicted model, not a curated record. Lineage: Eukaryota; Metazoa; Chordata; Aves; Passeriformes; Viduidae. The transcript has 5 exons. Gene Ontology annotation, biological process: endoplasmic reticulum to Golgi vesicle-mediated transport; intracellular protein transport; Golgi organization.